Molecule: messenger RNA, 2921 nt
Organism: Daphnia pulex (common water flea)
Lineage: Eukaryota; Metazoa; Arthropoda; Branchiopoda; Diplostraca; Daphniidae
Product: serine/arginine repetitive matrix protein 1-like
Exons: 11
Coding region: 837-2717 (626 amino acids)
Biological process (GO): regulation of mRNA splicing, via spliceosome; mRNA processing
Cellular component (GO): spliceosomal complex
Molecular function (GO): RNA binding
Source: RefSeq, a predicted model, not a curated record
GUGGAAUUGCAUCAAAGCCUUGUUGUCACCAUGUCACACACACCACCUUGACAUGAUGGAUGCAAGGAUUCUUUCUCGACCGAGACCUGGUCGCAUUAUUUCGAGGUCUUCUCUUCGAAUUGAUUCACCUUUCGGCCUGUUCCGUGGACGAUUCCUCUUAUCGUCGGCCACGAUGUCUAUGGAUUUGGAUUUCCAACGUUUCGCAGUCGACCGAUGAAGGAUUCACUCCUGCGAAAUGAUGGAAUACGGCACGUUCUAAACCAUCGAGUCAUGAGAGGCAAUUCUGGGAUCGCCUUUCGCCCAGCCAAUGCAACGCCUUCUCCCCCAGUUGAUAGUUAACCGCACAGUCGACAACAGGGAAAACUCCUGUGUGGUUAAGUCGGGCUCUGAUCGCAGUAGGCCUACUCAGGAAUCCGUGUUGAGAAGCUGAGAAGAAGAGAUCCUUUCGUCUCGGCCCAAAAAGCAGGACGGUACAGUCGACAGAGAUAAGACUCCUGUGCCGUUCGCUAACGUGGUCGAAGCUGCUAGAUUUGCCUGAUAGAUGACGACAGACCAUCCCAUCUUUAAAAAUCACCUGAUCGAUCGCAUCGUGGUGCCGGGGUAGCCAUCAGGAGUAGGACUAGUCAGAUGACGACCCAAUAGCUGGGCGGUACAGUCGACAGGACAACUCCUGUGCCGCUCGCUUCGUGGUCGUCUCUUUGAUACCGAGUCGCCGGUGUUUUUAUGACGGAUGGGAAACUCGGUUCUCCCUCAACGCCCAGAUUGGAAAAAAAGAAAUAAGAGAUUUUUUUCUGUUGUCACUCUGGUCGAGCUCUCAGAACCCUGACCCUCGUCGCAUGCAAAUCAAUUUAACUGGAUUCCUCAACGGCAAGAAUGCCAGGAUUCUGAUGACUGAAUUGUGGGAUCUUCUACUAUCUGCCCAAGAAUCGUCUGCUGGAAUUCCGGAGGUCUUUAUGGCACAGAAGAAGGAAGAAAUCAAAUUAAGAAAGGAAGAACAAGAUCGAAUCCAGGAAGCAAUCAAAAAGGCCGACCGGGAUCGGCGCGCUGACCGAGAAAAGGAACGCAACGACCGUACUGACAAACGAGCUUCCAAAGAUAGAAGCCGUAGCCCCAACAAGGACAGGGUGAUCAAGAAGGAAGGAGACAAUCCCCGCUCUUCACCUCGUCGUGACGGCCGACGUCCUUCAUUGGAGCGUCGUUCUCCUAAUCGAGGCAAGGCGUCGCCACCGCCUCGUCGUCGCUCACCUGCCAGAUCGCCAGCAAGGCGCUCGCCUCGUCGAUCUCCACGUCGAUCACCUGUUCGUCGCUCCCCAGCUCGCCGUUCUCCUGCACGCAGAUCUCCCGCUCGUCGCUCGCCAGCUAGACGAUCACCCGUUCGCCGCUCUCCCGCUAGGAGAUCUCCAGUUCGAAGGUCCCCAGCCCGCAGAUCUCCUGUUCGUCGGUCACCGGUCCGCAGGUCGCCCGUUCGAAGAUCUCCCAGGCGUUCACCUGUUCGUAAUCAUUCUCCUCGGCGUCCUUCACCACGCCGUUCGCCCGUGAGGAAGUCACCCGUUCGACACCGGUCGGCGGAACGUCGUCGCUCUCCGAUUCAACGAGACAGAUCUCCUGAUCGCCGUGACAAGGAACGUCCUCGUCGUUCGCCAGAGCCGAAAAAGGAUGGAGCCUACAGCGAUAAAAAGCCGGCUGCUGUCUCCGGUUUACAGGCGAAAUUGAUGCAGAUGGCUGGGCAGGAUACUUCAUCACUGGCCAUAGUUUCCGCACCUUCUAAACGUCGGUCCCCGUCGGCAUCAUCCAAAUCGUCUUCAUCGCGCAGUUCCUCAUCUUCGUCAUCUCGUUCUGCCUCUCCUAUCCAGCGUAAAAGCGAUAGUGUCCAGAACAAACGCAACUAUCGAGGCCAUCAAAGUUCAUCUCCAGAAGCCCAACGUCGAGCCCAGCGUGGACCAAUGGAUCGUGGUCGAGGAGUACCCGAUCGCCAGAUGGAAAAGAGUCGAGAUCGGGAGAAGGAACGGGAUCGCUUACCUGCCCGUGAUAAAGGUCGUGAGAGGGAACGUGAGAAAGAAAAACCACCAACAGCUGGUCUUCGUGGCAGUAGAGCAAGAGGUGGAUCCGGACGCGGAAGUCGCAGUCUAUCUCGCACUCCUUCGCCGUUCAGAAAGGAAAAUGAUUCUCGUUUGAGGACCCGUGGCCAUUCUGAGAGCCCGAUCCCAGAUGUGAAACGUGAUAUUAAGAAGGACAAGCGCAAGGAUGUUGAGAGAGAUCAAUCUCCUCCUGAGAAAAUGUUGAAGAAGCGCAAGCCAUCUCCUUCUCCAGUCAAAAAGAAGAAGAGGAAAUCGUCGUCUGGGUCUGAAGAGUCAGAAGUAGAAGAAUCCGAGUCUGGAGAAUCGUCUAGCGUUGAAUCCACUCCGGACAAGAAGAAACGCAAGAAGGAGAAGAAGAAGAGGAAGGAAACCACAUCAGAGUCGUCAGAGGAAUCUGGCGAUUCGGAAGAAGAGAGAAAAAAGAAGAAGAAGAGCAAGAAAGAGAAGAAGAAGAAGGAAAAGAGGAAGAAGGAGAAAAAGAAGAAGUCUAAGAAAAGUAAAUCCAAAAGGCGUCAUGAUUCUGACGAGGAGUCAGAGGAUGGCAUAGUCACACCUUCGGCGGAAUCGGAAGCUUUGGAACGACAGCUGAGAGAAAAGGCGUUGGAGUCGCUGAGUCGGCGUAAAGAGCAACGCAAGUGAUUUGACAACAAAUAUGAAUUGGACAGAAUAUUAAAAACAAAAGAACUUUUUUCAUUUUUUUUUUUCAUUUUGAACUUUUCUGCCUAGUAACGCCUAACGUGGAAGUUUGAUUCAUGUCGCCAUUCGUUUAGUUUUCCUUAAACGUCUCCCCCAUUUUCAAGAGUUUCGUGAACACUUUUUUAAAAUAAAAUUGAUUGGAAUGAA